ACCAGCUGUCAAGACCCAUCAGCUCACGUCAUCCCCGGGGCUGGCAGCUGAUAAAUGUGCUUCCUGAUACCCAGCUGCUUCGCUUCAGAGGACGAAGGCAAGAAAGAGCAGCAGCCAGUAGUGACUUCAGUGGCUGCCGGGAGAGUGAAAGAUGUCGACCUAUAAUGUGUCUCUUGCUGGCCCUGCACCUUGGGGCUUCAGGCUGCAAGGAGGAAAGGAUUUCAACAUGCCCCUUACUAUAUCGAGAAUAAGCCCGGGUAGCAAGGCAGCCCAAGCAAACAUCAGCCAGGGAGAUACCAUCGUGGCCAUAGAUGGGGUCAGCACAGAAGGCAUGACCCACCUGGAAUGCCAGAAUAAGAUCAAGUCAGCCUCCUACUCUCUGAACCUGAGCCUCCAAAAAUCAAGACGCCCAGGCCCGGUGCCAACUGCAUCUCUUCGUAUGGACUCUCCCAUGCCAGUUAUCCCUCAUCAAAAGGAGCCAGCUUCAGGAAUCGGCACUAGCUGUCUGAGCGGAAAACUGAUGUCAAGUCCUGAGCACCAGCUCAGUAAAAACGCUUGGGCUACUGAUAGCAUGCUCACAGCUAAUGGGAUGUCCUCUGAUUACCUCAGCACAAGGGAUAGCAGCUUGUCUCAUCGCUCGGAAAUGGCAGCAUCUCUCAGGCAGACAUCUUCCAUGACCACUUCGAUGUUUUCUCCAGCUGCUUCUCUGACUUCCGACCUUUCACCUCAAAGAGGGGUCAGCCUUUCUCGGGCACCAGCAAGGGUUUAUGAUGUAACUGGUAUUGAAAGUGUGACACCUAGCUCCAGCCACCGUGGGCAGUACAACAGUCCCAUGGGUCUGUAUUCUAAAGAGACUAUUGAAGAAAUGGUCAGGGCAACAGCCCAGAAGGAUGACAAGCGAGGCAGGGCCUCUGCAGGUGGACUCUUCCGAGGUAACCUACAUGUUAAAGAUGCUCUAGUCGACAGUGCCUCUCCAGUCUACCAGGCUGUCAUUCGUAACACUACUAAGCCCCAUCAGACUCACCAGCAGGAACUGGAUGAGUGGACACGUCGGGCUGCCAAUUUGCAGUCCAAAUCUUUCCGCGUCCUUGCUCAGAUGACUGGAACAGAAUACUUGCAAGAUCCAGAUGAAGAUGCUAUGAAAAGAUCAAGCACGCCUAUUGAGCACGCUCAGCCAGCUUCGUCAGCAGCCAGCCCUGCCUAUGCUGCUAUGCCUGUUGCUUCAGCCAAUCCGCCUGCUGUCACUAACCUGAUGGCAUCGCCGAUCUCGCCACCUGCUGCUGCCAGUCAAGAUCGUCCUGCUAUGUUGGCCUCGCCUGCUCUGCAAAGAGUGGCUGCACCUUCCAUUGCUUCACCCAUGCAGCCUGGAAUGCUUGCUGGGUCCAGGACUACAUCCCUGGCUGCUGCCACUGUAACUGCUGCUAUCUCUGCGCAGACUAGAUUCGGUGUCAACCCACUCAAACCAAGGAGCGCCUUGGAGGCGAUUCGUAUAACUCCACUCAUCAACGCGCCUUCCUUACCCAAACGAACCAGGCCUAGUUCUGUUCCUCUGGGGAAAGCAAACCUGAGUUGGCAGCAGAAGACUUCUUCCUCCAUCAGCUACCAGUCUCAUUCAGCACAUAACCUAAGGACUAGUCAGGGCUUCACAAGCAACACUGAAGUGAUCGGGCCUCCAGCUCCUCAAGUUUGUACAGAAGCCACAAACCCAGCUUCUAAACCAAAGGUUGUCAGCACAGCGAGUAUCAGACCUGCAGCCUUUCACUCAACAGGAGAGCACAUGCAUAGUAGCACUGCCACGUUCAACGUUGCUAAGCCAGCCCCAGCCCCUCCAGUGCAACCAGCAGCUCCAAUAUCAGGUAGCCGACCACCGUGGAUAACAGAUGACAGCUUCGCCCAGAAGUUCCAACCUGGAAAAAGUACCACUACUCUCGCCAAACAUAUUCAGCCUUUGCCACAUUCUGCACCACCGAAGCCAUUUGUGUCGUCCCAGACCCCUGUCCAUGUUCCUGCACAUGGUCCAGUGCCAGGGCAGACCAGUGGAGGCAUUCGCAACCUUGUGCAAAGGGCUGAGAGAUUCCCAGCAAGCAGCCGAACUCCUCUAUGUGGACAGUGUAACAGUAUUAUCAGAGGUCCUUUUCUUGUGGCCUUGGGCCGCUCCUGGCACCCUGAAGAGUUUAACUGCACCUACUGCAAGACCUCACUGGUUGAUACUGGAUUUGUAGAGGAGCAGAACAAUAUUUAUUGCGAACGGUGCUAUGAGCAGUUCUUUGCUCCAAAUUGUGCCAAGUGUAAUGCAAAGAUCAUGGGGGAAGUAAUGCAUGCCCUGCGACAGACUUGGCACACCACGUGCUUUGUCUGUGCUGCCUGUGGGAAAUCUUUUGGAAACAGCCUUUUCCAUAUGGAAGAUGGAGAACCCUACUGUGAAAAAGAUUACAUUGCCCUCUUCAGCACUAAGUGCCAUGGCUGUGACUUCCCUGUGGAGGCUGGAGAUAAAUUCAUUGAAGCACUGGGUUAUACCUGGCAUGACACCUGCUUUGUCUGUGCUGUGUGCCAUGUGAACCUAGAGGGUCAACCAUUUUAUUCCAAAAAGGACAAGCCGCUCUGCAAGAAGCAUGCUCAUGCCAUUAAUGUCUGAACCCAAAGGGACCAUCAAAAGAAAGAGGAAACCUGUUUAUAAGGAGCACAUGGAGAGGAGCUACCUCUUCCAACAAACAGAUCCCACAGCGGCCUUUUAAGUCUUUUCAUUCUUGUAUUUUUUUUAAUUAAGUUUCAAAUAAUUUAACUAAGAUUGUGAGUGAUUGUAAAAGUUCAGUUGCUGGGUGGGGUGCAGGUUAUUGUGGGAAUCAACUUUUUCCACAGUCAAAACAGUAGCAUCUCACAAUGCUUUAUCAGGCACACUCAAUACUAACAAAACACAUUGCACAUAACUGGAAAGUUUACAGAGUUAAGCUUGAUGAAUGCUAUUCUGCUGAUCCUGAUUUGAUAGCUAUGUUUCUCAAAACUAGCAGGUUUCCAAUUAAAUUAGAUAAUAUCUGCACCUGCAUUAAGCAGCUAACCUUUAAGAUUAUGUAUGUAAUUCCUGUUUCAAAUGGCCUAGUUCUGUCUUUUUUGUCGGGUUAGUGGGUUUAAGUUGUAGUGUAGUCACACUGAUACUCUGUGCUUUUAUCAUGUACCAUUUGCAUAUAUAUGUGGAUUUGUUAAACAAGUAAAGCCAACUACUAACAAUGUCAUAGUUCCACUUUAAAAUUUUUAAGCUAUCUGUUUGAGGAGCAAAAAUCUGAGUAUGGGUAUAUAUGAUAAUGGCGAUUCUGCCACAACUGUCCCGAUUUUUAUUCUCCAAGGGGGAGAAGGGGUAGAAUUUAUCAGCUUGCAGUGUGGGGCUGACUACACAAUAUUCUGUCAGCACUGCAACCUGUGAUUCCACAUUUAUGUUUGAACAAUUACCUAGAAACCUUAAAAUAAACUUGGGUAGGCGAGAACCAGGUCACAAAUCAACUGGUAUACUUCCUAAAGCAUAUAGGGGUAGAGUUUCUGGUCAGUUGCACUGAUUUACUUGGUGCAAUUUGCUCAAAAUUGGCGUAAGCUGCACAAAAGGAUGAAGAAUUUUAACUGCAAAUUACACUCAGCACAAAUCAAUUUUCAUGAUCUUUUGCGCUAUUUUAAAACAAAUCAUGCUAGAUGCCAGCCCAACCUACAGAACUGGCCAAGCCUCCUAGAUGAAUGAAUCAUUACUGGGAGUUUCUGCUAAAUGUGCUUGUUUGCUGGCCUAUGAGAAGGCUACAAAUAUUAAAUUGAUUCCUUUGGACGCAAGAACUCGUUUUCAGUAAUUUAAAAUCUGGUUACUCGCAGUUGGUGGAUCGACACAACAAUUAAAAAUGUGCACUUUUUGUGAUUAAACCCAUUUUCAGCUGUAUUAAUCAAACUGCACCAAGUUACCAUUCUUAAAGAUAUCAAGCAAUACUUUACAAAGGAAAUUUUUAUUUAAUUUAAAUUACAGCUUAAAAUGCUGCAACAUUGCACUGGUUUGUGGCAGAUAUGCAAAUGAGUUUGAGCAAGAAUACAAGGGAACAAAAAGUUCUGAAAAUGGGCAGAAUUUUGGAUGCAAUUUUUGGCCAGAUUACUAACUGCACCCAAAGUUCAACCCCUUUGUGUUUAAAAUUGGGAAUUUAUCUUAUCAAAAAGUUAAAUUUGUCCAAACAGCCAUUUUGAUCAGGACAGACUGGAGAGAAUCACACUUUAAUUGUCUUGGUUUCCCAAAACAUUGCUCAUUUUAACCUGCUUUUGACUGGGCUGUUUUUUAUUAGGACCUGCCUUGGGUUUCAGUGAGUUGGGGUCAAUUACAGUUAAAUCAAAAGGAAACUUUCAAUUGCAGAUGGUUUGCUCACAGCCUGGGUGUCAAGUAAUCAUAUCCAUGUUUGAGAAACUAAGGUAAUUAGUUAUUUUUAUUUAUUGUUAUUUUUAUUUCCUGAGUAACACACUGACAUCUAGCGUUGAGUUAUUUCACUUUUAUAUGCUAAGUUGCAGCCAUUACACCACCAUAAUCCUAUAUGUAAAUAUUUAACUUUCUCUGGAGUUGCUCAUAGCCAAAAAUUAAAAUUGAAUCUUUGGUCCUUAAUCUUCACAGAGGCAUGUUGGGUAGAUGGUGAGAGCAGAGAUAGGACCCCAUGGCUUCACAACAUGCAUCUAUUUUUUUCAAGAUCCUUGCCCAAAAGACAGCCUAAUUGACAGGCUUGACUUGCAAUCAGGUGAGUAGUACAUCACAGCAGCAGGCCAUAGGAAGCUUGCAAUUAUUAUGGGGGAGGUGUUCCCCUGAUCGAUCAGGGUGGGGCAUCUGGGCAGGGUGGGGAGGGAAGUUUCCAAUCUAAGGAAAGAAGGUAAGCUUGGGUCAGGGGUACAAACAAUGCUGUGUAGGCUCUUACUUUCACCUGAAGCUGUCUUUUCCUCCCUUGAGCUUCCAGGUUGCCAGCCAGGGCUACACUUGCAAAGCAGGUUAUAUAUGAGCUGCUAGCUCAGUCCAAUCCUCGCAAUUGGAUCUCCCUGUUUCUCACCCCUGAUGUGGCCUCUUUCCAUCUCUCCUACCCAACAGCUCACCCAACAGCAUAUUUGUGUUCCUCUUUCCUACCCAUCCUAAGGAAAUGCCCCCUCUUUCUAGCUGUAGGGUUUGUCUCUGUGUAUCACCCCCCGUAGAGUUCUCGCUCUCUAUUUCACCGAGCCCAUUUCAUUUGUUUGCAGAGAUGUUAGGAUUGUGUUUGCUUCUUCCCAACAAUGAAGAUGGCAAGAUCACAACUAACUGUUAGAUAUUAUAAAAUUACCUUGGAAAGCUUGCUAAUGUGAAAUAUCUUUUCUGUUUAUCAAGCAAGGAGUUUAAAAAGACAGCAACGGAGAAAAAUUCUUUAGCUUUAACUCAGAGCUCUAAUAGAUUGGCAAAGAGCAAGGAGAGAUUAUAGAGAGAAAGCCUUGGACCAGAAGAAAGGAAGCAGCAGUAUGAUUAACAAACAUUCAAAAGCAGGCUGCAGCUGGGAGAUAACCUGCCACAAGUAUGUACCAAAGGCAGGCAUUGUGAUUGGAAUCUUGGUGUUCAGUAACCUCCGAGAUAACGAUUCAACUCCAAAACCCCGCAAGGGUGCAUGGGAUGAAAGGAUAUUUUUUAAUAUAGACUAAUCAAUCCCUAUGGUAUGGCUGAGUCAGGUAAUGUUUGUUACUUGUCUGUUGUUGUUGAUUUGAUGUUUUUCUAUCUCUCUAACUCUUUGUCUACCUCUCUCGCUGUAUCCACUGUGAUUGCUGCUUUGUGAUCUUCUGUUCCAUCUGUAAUUUUUCUUAUCUUCCUUUAAAUGGGAGGUGACAGGUUGUGGAUGAGGAAAGUUAAAGGCUGAAUUUCUUUGAAUGCAUUUAGAAUUUACUGGUUCCUUCCCCUCAUCCUAUGAUUAUUGUUGCCUUAGGGGUGCAAUUGCUCCUAGGCAAUAGAGCACAAAAAGUGAUAGCAAAGUCCAUUUUACUCUCUACUGAACAUUCAUUUCCAUCAACUUCAAUAGAAACUAAUAUCGAGUGAAGUGUAAGACACUGCUGAAUUUCUGUCACCUGUUCUGCACUAGAACCAAGACAGAAUUCAUCCCCACUGUGUCUCUGUUGGUUUGAUACCCUUCCCCCACCCUGCACCUGCACCAGUUACCAAUCACUGCUUUGUCUUCUCUCCCUUGAUCACUUGGCACCAAGCUCAGCCGCAUGGAAUGGUGUCCUUAGCUCUAGCUUAUCGCUCCUUGCAUUUUCCAUUGUAUCUGAGCAUUGAUUCUCCCAAUGACCAGUAUAAACUCUCUUCAUUACUCCUAUGCUCUUUUCCAUCUAGUCCCUUACUCAGCAGCAUGAUGACUAUACCUUACAGCCCCCUUACAGCUGUCCUCCCUUUUCUUUUCUUUCUCCCCAUCUCUCCCUGAAGGUGCACCAUAUCAAGUGUGUAAUUUCUUUUAUAUUGCCUUUCCAUAACCUAAUUGCCUCCCACCCAUGAUUCUCUGCUCCAGUUUGUGUUGCUGCUUCUCCCUUUUGUUUUAUUUGUCACUUCUCCCAAUAACAUCACAUGUUUCUGCCUGUCACCAUUGCUUCUUUCUCUUACUCUUUGUUCUAUUCUUGCUCCUGAAACUAAAAAUCUAUUUCUUAGUACUGAAAUUGGAAACAGGGUCCUUUGAGGGCAUGUCAGUAUUUGAAAUGUUUUUAAACAGAAGUGGAGGGGGUAGAAGUCAGGACAGGUGCAGCCUGGUGAGUGACCUAAGGCAAAAGCCCAAGGUCCACAAAGGAAGAAGCACUGGAGAGGAUGCAGGCAAAUUAUCAAAGGUAGAGUCACUAAGGCCCAUUUUGGUGGGUAGGGUUGCAGGCCACGUGGGAUAAUCUUGAGAGAUUGGAAACUGGGAUAGGAGAUGGAGCAAACAGAUGGCUGCAGCAUGAUGCUAAAUUCUUGAGAUGGAAGCAGCAGGGACCAGAAAUUGAGACAGGAACAGGUGACAUAACAGACUAGUUGGUAGUAAGAGUAGGAUGGAGAGGACAGACAAGUAGGGAGAUUCAGGAACUAUCAGCCAGGGGUGAGCAGCCCAGUGAAAGUUAAGACUUUGGGUCAGAAAAUAAAGCAACUGUUACUGUGGAACAUAAUGGCACAAGGAAAACUAGUUUCGGGAGUAACAACAUUGAAAGUUAAAUGUGACAAACAGGAUGUGUGCACUAGAUUUUUAAUACAUUAAUAUACAUAUAGCUCAUAGAAUAGGAUGUUACUCAGAAGAAUAUCAGGCACCAUUAUAGUUUGACUGACAGUGCUGACUCAGUUGGCUGAAUGAUCAACCCAUGUCAGAGCUGCUGAUGGAAAAGGGCAAUUUGAAUGAAUGCUUCUGCUGUAGGCUAUAAAUUCAGGUGCUGGUAGAUGAUUUCUUUUAUACCACUUUUAAUCCUGUGUACUCAUACUAUCCAGGAAAACAUUCUUACGAUGCAAGCUCUCGAAAGCAUCAUGGUGAAUCUCAACUUACUAUAGGCUUAAAGCCAGUGAAAACUGAUUUAUAAGUUGCACCAGUAUAAAGUUGUAUUUAGGACUUCUUGCUAGUCAUCAAGCCAGCAGUUAAUUUUCCACAAUGCCUGACUUGCACCAUAUUGCAAGACACUAAUUAAGAUGUACAUUAUGCACAGAGAUUUUGUAAUAAAACAUUUUCUAUUGUU
Carcharodon carcharias (great white shark) is the source of this 7692-nucleotide messenger RNA. RefSeq names its product LIM domain-binding protein 3-like. NCBI's taxonomy places the organism in Eukaryota, Metazoa, Chordata, Chondrichthyes, Lamniformes, Lamnidae. Bases 152 to 2635 code for a protein of 827 amino acids. The record is from RefSeq and is a predicted model, not a curated record. Gene Ontology annotation, cellular component: adherens junction; stress fiber; Z disc. Gene Ontology annotation, molecular function: muscle alpha-actinin binding; actin binding. The transcript has 17 exons. Gene Ontology annotation, biological process: muscle structure development; actin cytoskeleton organization; heart development.